Molecule: messenger RNA, 441 nt
Organism: Mesorhabditis belari
Lineage: Eukaryota; Metazoa; Nematoda; Chromadorea; Rhabditida; Rhabditidae
Source: the annotation of a GenBank genome assembly
AUGAACUCCGAAGGCUCAUCUCGUCGACUUUGCAUUCUUGUUAGAAAAACAAGAAAUGAGGAGUAUGGCUGUAUUGUGAUCACCGUGCAUAACGAGCACCAAAUUUCAUCAAUUGACCCAGAGGGGACCGCCUGGAAAAGUGGACUGAGAAAUGGGAAUGUAAUUGUGGCUGUCAAUGGAGUCAAUGUUCUCAAUGAAUCAUCCGAAAAGGUCCAUCAACUAAUCAACGCCGAUUCCUUCAAAUGCUCUCUCCUUGUAACCGAUUCGAAUUCACUUGGACGCGAAGAAGCCUUAUCCAAAUCGCCCUACAUGCUAGCUUCCAAUAAUAAUGGUCUUGAAGUGAUUGGAAAUCUUGUAGACAAACUCUUUUCGACAUCCGCUUCAAGGAGUUACUCUCGGGUCACUGAAAAUGAGAAUCUUCUCCUUGACGUGGACACAAUU